CCCCCCAAAAAAUAAAAAAGCAUUUGCUUGGUGAAAAAGAAAACCUUUAUUCUUCGUUCUUGAAGGAGUAUAUAUAUAGGCUUAACACAAAAGUUUGCCUUUUUGUUGCUCAUUUACUUCACUCUCAUUCUUUUUACAUAAAAAUCCAUUUCUCUUGUCAAAUUUCUCCGUUAGGGUUUUAGCGAAAAUGUCAAAAACUCCGGAUCCGAAAAGUACCGGAACCGGCGCCGGAAAACCCGCCGGAGAAGAAUCGACGGUGAAAGUUCCGUCCAAAGAUCCAAAGAAGAAGGACGAUAAGAAAGACGAAGAUCUAUCCGAAGAAGAUUUGGCAUUGAAGCAGCAAUUGGAACUGUAUGUGGAAAGAGUUCAGGAUGCAGAUCCCGGGCUUCAGAAGGUUGCCUUGGAGAGCAUGAGGCAGGAAAUACGUACAGCAACAAGCUCCAUGACAUCGGUUCCAAAACCACUGAAGUUCUUGCGUCCCCAUUAUGGAACACUAAAAGGAUUUUAUGAGAAAAUGCCUGAUUCUGAUUUAAAGACACUUCUGGCAGAUAUUCUCUCUGUUCUGGCGUUGACAAUGUCUGCUGAAGGAGAAAGGGAGAGCUUGAAGUAUAGACUGUUGGGAUCUCAAGGAGACAUUGGUUCCUGGGGACACGAAUAUGUUAGGAACUUGGCUGGAGAAAUUGGACAAGAGUAUGCAAAGCGUCAGAGUGAAGAGGCCCCAAUUGACGAUCUUAUGGAGCUCGUGCAACAAAUUGUUUCUUUCAACAUGAAGCAUAAUGCCGAACCUGACGCCGUGGAUCUUUUAAUCGAGGUUGAAGACCUUGAUCUCUUGGUGGAGCAUGUGGAUAGCAGCAAUUGUAAAAGGACUUGCUCUUAUCUCACCAGUUUUGCUAAAUACCUUCCUGGGCCUGAUGACAUGUUGGUACUUGAUAUUGCAUACACUAUAUACAUGAAGUUUGAGGAGUAUCCUCUCGCACUUGUGACUGCAUUAGCCCUAGACAACAUGCAGUCUAUAAAGCAAGUUUUUACGUCAUGUGAUGAUAAUCUAAUGAAGAGGCAAUUCUGUUACAUCCUUGCUCGCCAUGGUCAAACAUUUGAUAUUGAUGAAGAGCUGUGCGCGAGUGAUGAAGAGAGAGAAGUAUUGCAGGAAAUUGUUAACAAUGUGAAAUUAAGUGAAGGGUAUCUUGCACUUGCUCGUGAUAUUGAGGUUAUGGAAGCCAAAACCCCCGAUGACAUAUACAAGCCACAUUUGCUUGAUGGCCGAGCUAGUGCAGGGGCAAGUGUAGAUUCGGCUAGACAAAAUUUGGCUGCUACUUUCGUCAAUGCAUUUGUCAAUGCUGGUUUUGGCCAGGAUAAGUUGAUGACAGUACCAUCAGAGGCAACAAGUGGUGGUUCCUCUGCAAGCUGGCUUUUCAAAAAUAAAGAACAUGGGAAGGCUAGUGCUGCAGCAAGUUUGGGAAUGAUCCUGCUUUGGGAUGUUGAUUCUGGGCUUGCACAACUUGACAAAUAUUUCCAUAGUACUGACACCCAUGUAAUUGCUGGUGCACUAUUAGGAGUUGGGAUUGUAAACUGUGGCAUCAAGAAUGAUUGUGAUCCGGCAUUGGCACUUCUUGCUGAAUAUGUUGACAAAGAUGAUCCUUCAAUUAGAAUAGGCGCUAUAAUGGGUCUAGGUCUUGCUUAUGCAGGUGCUCAGAAUGAGCAGAUCAGAAGUAUAUUGACUCCCAUACUUGGAGAUAAUAAGGCGUCCCUUGAUGUAAUUGCAUUUGCUGCAAUAUCGUUGGGCUUGGUGUAUGUGGGUUCAUGUAACGAAGAGAUUGCCCAGGCAAUCAUAUUUUCAUUGAUGGAACGAAUCGAGUCAGAAUUGGGAGAUCCCCUUUCCCGUCUCUUGCCUCUAGGCCUUGGUCUUUUAUACCUUGGGAAGCAGGAAAGCGUCGAGGCUACAGCUGAAGUUUCGAAGACUUUCCAUGAGAAGAUCAGAAAGCAUUGUGAUAUGACCCUCCUUUCUUGUGCCUAUGCUGGGACUGGCAAUGUACUUAAGGUCCAACACUUUCUUGGUGAAUGUGCUCAACAUCUUGAAAAGGGUGAAAGCUAUCAGGGAGCAGCUGUCCUUGGUAUUGCGAUGGUUGCAAUGUCUGAAGAAUUGGGGCUUGAAAUGACAAUACGCUCACUAGAACAUCUUUUGCAGUAUGGGGAUCAAAAUAUCAGAAGAGCUGUUCCGUUGGCUCUUGGUCUCCUCUGCAUAUCAAAUCCAAAGGUUAAUGUCAUGGACACUCUGAGCAGGCUUAGUCAUGAUUCAGACACUGAAGUCGCAAUGGCUGCUAUCAUUUCCUUGGGAUUGAUAGGUGCUGGAACAAACAAUGCUCGAAUAGCUGGCAUACUUCGUAACCUGUCCAGUUACCAUUACAAAGAAGCCAACCUUCUUUUCUGUUUGCGGAUCGCCCAAGGUCUUGUCCAUCUAGGGAAGGGCUUGAUGACUCUCUCACCAUAUCAUUCGGAACGAUUUUUGUUAUCUCCGACUGCACUAGCUGGACUUAUUACUGUGCUGCACAUAUGUCUUGAUAUGAAGGCCAUUAUCUUGGGGAAAUAUCACUAUGUGCUUUAUUUUCUGACACUGGCGAUGCAGCCAAGGAUGCUAAUGACUGUGGAUGAGAACUUAAAACCGUUGUCAGUGCCGGUUCGAGUUGGCCAAGCUGUUGAUGUUACAGGUCAGGCUGGUCGACCAAAGACUAUUACAGGUUUCCAGACACACUCAACCCCAGUUCUCCUUGCUGCUGGGGAUCGAGCUGAGCUCGCCACAGAAAAGUACAUUCCACUUUCGCCCAUUCUUGAAGGCUUUGUCAUAUUGAAGGAGAAUCCCGAAUGUAGGGAUGAUAACUAGUCAUGUACCAAAUGCGUUCCGCUAGAAAGAUUUAACUGUGCCAUGGAUACUUACUCAUCAAAUGAGUGUCUGGGAAUGUUGAUGAGUCCAUGUGCUGAGAUUGCCGUGGCAAAUGAGGCUACCCAAUCUUACCUUUAUACACGUCUGACAGAAGAGAGUUGAAUCCUGGACUAGUAUUGCUAUGAUUUAUUGUCUAAAAGGUAGUUAUUUACAAGCUCUAGAGGUGUAUCAUUGGCCAAAUCUUAAUGCAAGAAUUUUUUUUUCAUUUGCAUAUUUGUUACCCGUCGUAUCCUGCCCUCUUGUCGCGUCGUUGCUAACAGAUAUUGGUUACUGAAAUCGAAAUGGAAAUCCUAUGUCUUGCUUUUCAA
This is a messenger RNA of Capsicum annuum, 3246 nucleotides long. RefSeq names its product 26S proteasome non-ATPase regulatory subunit 2 homolog A. Gene Ontology annotation, molecular function: enzyme regulator activity. The transcript has 25 exons. Gene Ontology annotation, biological process: proteasome-mediated ubiquitin-dependent protein catabolic process; regulation of protein catabolic process. Gene Ontology annotation, cellular component: proteasome storage granule; proteasome complex; nucleus. The coding region runs from base 188 to 2878 and encodes 896 amino acids. The record is from RefSeq and is a predicted model, not a curated record. Lineage: Eukaryota; Viridiplantae; Streptophyta; Magnoliopsida; Solanales; Solanaceae.